Molecule: messenger RNA, 4770 nt
Organism: Armigeres subalbatus
Lineage: Eukaryota; Metazoa; Arthropoda; Insecta; Diptera; Culicidae
Exons: 1
Coding region: 1-4770 (1589 amino acids)
Biological process (GO): DNA integration
Molecular function (GO): nucleic acid binding
Source: RefSeq, a predicted model, not a curated record
AUGGACCCAGCCACAGCUCGACGGGACGAUUUAGAGGCCGAAAUGGAAUGUCUGAAGGAUUGGAUGCUGGACUACAGGAAGCUCCAAGAUGGAAUCGUGGCUAGCUGCAAGGACGACGAUCUGUUGGACGAUAUUAUUAAAAACGGAAACGACGCGGACCAACAACAUAACUCGGUGAGAGCCAUGAUUACCCAAUUCCUGCGAGUGAUCCAAAACCGAGAAAAUCCAAUCGUUGCAACAUCGUCAGCUCCGAUUCUGGAACCUAACACGAUCACGAUAGGUCUUCCCGAAUUACAUCUUCCAAAAGGAAUGCUACCUACGUUCGAUGGGGACUACGGUGAGUGGACAUCAUUCUAUGAUCUGUUCACUAGUUCGGUCCAUAACAAUCCACGCCUGACCGAUGCGCAGCGUCUUCUGUACCUAAAAACAUACACGUCGGGCCCAGCGGCAGCGCUUCUUCGCCACGUUAAGGUGGAAGACAGGGCUUACCAGGGUGCACUGGAUGCAUUGAAGAAACGUUUUGACAGGAAGGAUCAAAUUGUGAGUCAUCAGAUUCAACGCUAUUUGGACAUACCAGCUAGCAACAUCGCAUCGGCUACGAACCUACGACGAGCUUUCAGUACUGCUGACGAUGUAGUCAGGGCCCUCAAGGCAUCGAAAUGUGAGGAUAGGGAUUGUUGGCUCAUCCAUCUACUAUUGGCCAAGUUGGAUCCCGAAACUCGUCAACUUUGGGCGUACAAAGCUUCGACGAACGAGGCCGAACCGUCAACUAUCGACGAUUUUUUGGAAUUUCUGGACCAACGAGCGUACACCAUGGAAGCUGCUAACCGAUCGUCAUCGCACACGAGCAACAAGCUACUACCCAAGACAACAUCACAACGUCAAAGCUCCAGUUUCUUUGCGACAAACGAAUCGUCGACAACAAACUGCAUCAUUUGUAGCGAACCGAAUCAUCCUGUGUACGCAUGCAGAAAGUUUCACGAUUUUCCACCCCUGGAGAGACAGCGUUUGGCGUAUCAACACGGCUUGUGUCUCAACUGUCUUCGAGAUGGCCACGGAAAAAACACGUGCCCUUCUAUCACGUGUAGAAAAUGUAAUCAGAGGCAUCACACUCUUCUACACGAAUCCUUUCAACGAUCACUCGAGCAACCGCAACAAGGACCAGUUCGCACUGUCAGCAACCUAUCGUACAACAAAGCAUAUACAUCGGUAUUUCUCGCCACCGCAGUCGUAGAUGUUAUCGAUGCACAAGGAAAACUUCAACCAGCCCGAGCGUUAUUGGACUCUGCUUCACAAGCGUGUUUCAUCACCGCUGACCUGAAGGCACGUUUGGGCUUGCAAUCUGAUCGAAUUGACUUACCACUUCAAGGCAUCUCCGGGUUAUCAACUCGGAUCACGGAAGCAGCAACUAUCAAUAUUCAAUCACGUACUAGCGACUAUCAUCAACAACUACAAUGUGCGGUACUCUACAAGAUCUCCGACCCGAUUCCGCACAAAUUCGUCGAUAUCACGGAUUGGCGGUUACACCCAAGCAAGCAACUAGCAGAUAGGGGGUUCAACAUCCCUGGCAACGUCGACCUACUUAUUGGUGCAGGCUUCUUUUAUAAACUGCUCGGUAACGAAAGAGUCUCACUGGGUGAAGCACGGCCCAUUCUUCAAAACACACAUUUAGGUUGGGUCGUGGCAGGCAUUUAUGACACUGAGCUAUCACCAGCUACUGCGGCAACAUCAUCAAGUGCACUUUGCUUCAAAUCAUCAUUCCUAUCUGAUGAAUCAUCGACCCUGAACAGAAUGGUGGCAAGAUUUUGGGAGCUGGAAGAUUUUGCGCCAACGAAACACCUAACAGAAGAGGAGAGACUGUGCGAAGAGCAUUACCAACAAAACACUGCCAGAGCUACUUCGGGAAGAUACAUCGUCAAGCUACCUUUUCGUAAGGACCCGGCAUUAAUAGGCGAAACGGCGUAUUCGGCUUUGCACCAAUUCAAUGCAGUGUCGCGAAAGCUGGCAAGAAAUCCGGAAUUAAGACAUAGAUACUUCGAAUACAUCAACGAGUUCAUCGAAAAUGGCUACAUAUCCAAAGCAGACCCGGCAGGCCCGUCGGAACGACUAAUCUACCUACCACACCACGGAGUGCUGAAGGAACAAAGUGCUACGACCAAAUUAAGAGUUGUUUUCAAUGCGUCACUCAAAUCAACGAACGGUACAUCACUAAACGAUCUCCUCAUGGUGGGCCCUGUAGUUCAAGAAAAUCUGUACACCAUCCUACUGAAUUUUCGCAUACCGUGCAUCGCCAUCACCGGGGAUAUUGAGAGAAUGUAUUUGCAGAUCCAUGUCAGUGAAGCAGAUAAGCAUCGUAUUAGAAUGUUGUGGCAAGAACCCGGAAAACCCAUCGCUGAGUACACACUGAACACCGUGACAUUCGGCAUGGCAUGUGCACCCUACUUGGCAACCCGGACCUUAAAGCAACUGGUACUCGACGAGGGACAUUUAUUUCCAUUGGCAAGGCAGGCAUUAGACGACUUUUACGUAGAUGAUUGCCUAACAGGUGCAUCAUCAGUUGAGGAAGCAAUCGAACGUCGUCGACAAAUAACGGAGCUGCUGAAGCGAGGAGGCUUUUCUAUCAGGAAGUGGGCAACAAACGAUCCUGCAGUACUGCAAGACAUCCCUCCGUCAGAGCGUGCAGUUAACCUCAUCCAAGAACUAGAUCCGGAAGCCAGUAUGAAGACUCUCGGCGUACGAUGGAACUUUGGAGACGAUACGUUCACGUUCAGCUCAUCAUGUGACGAAGCAAAAAACUUAUCAAGCAAACGGGACGUAUUAUCAAUGAUUGCUAGGAUAUUUGAUCCUCUAGGACUCAUCGGCCCAGUCAUCAUCCCAGCGAAAGCAUUCAUGCAAGAAUUGUGGCAGCUACAAAUCGAUUGGACCGAUCCCCUACCGGCAUCCAUGGUACUGCGUUGGUCAAAUUAUUUGGACAGCCUUCGUGACGUCGAAAACAUAAGAAUUCCUCGGCGUUGCAUCAGCAUUGGUCAUCCAACACGAAUACUCCUGCAUGGCUAUUGCGAUGCUUCGAAUAUUGCUUACGGAGCAGCACUGUAUCUGCGGACCAUCGACGAGGCAGGAAAUGUCAGUUCUCGUUUACUCUGCUCCAAAUCAAAGGUAGCUCCGAUCAAUACACCAACAAUUCCACGCCUCGAACUCUGUGCCGCCGUGUUGCUAGCCCGCCUGAUUGAAACCGUGAAGGCAGCGUUGCGAACAUCGAUUCAUCAAACCGUUGCUUGGAGUGACUCUACAACGACCUUAGCAUGGAUAGCGGGUCCUCCGGCGAAAUGGAAAACCUUCGUCUCCAAUCGCGUCGCUGAAAUUAUCUCCAUACUACCCGCUGUUAACUGGAGGCACAUUUCUGGAACAAAUAACCCCGCAGAUCUGUUAAGUCGUGGUUUGGCACCAAGUGCUCUGGCAACUUCAUCUUUAUGGUGGGAAGGACCGGAAUGGGACGAUAGCCCACUCGAACCUGAAGUCAAGCAACCAACAGCAGCAGAAGUAGCAGUCAUCGAGAAGGAACGAAGAAAACAAAUUUCCGUUCAAUCGUUCGUAGUUAUUACCAGCGAAGUAGUCGAUCAGCUUAUACAUCGGUACUCAUCAUUUUCCAAGCUCGUCCGCAUUACUGCAUGGAUAAUUAGGUUCAUCACAAAUUGUCAGCGAUCAAACGAAGCGAAGUGUGGACCCCUUACGGUGACUGAACAGGAAGCUGCAAAGGUAAUCCUGAUACGGUAUACCCAACAAAUGGAAUACCCAGCAGAGAUUCAAGCAUUGGAACAACAGCGGCCUCUACCAAAGAAUAGCAAGUUACUACCUCUAUCACCAUUUUUGGACGACGGUCUUCUCAGGGUGGGCGGCCGGUUGGCACGAUCAACUUUACCCUACCAAAUCAAGCACCCGCUGGUGCUUCCGCCGACUAGUCAAUUGACAAGGCUUAUUUUUCAAUAUGAACAUCUCCGUAACCAUCAUUUGGGAGCACAAUCUCUCUUGGCAACUAUUCGACGCACUUACUGGGUUCCCCACGGGCGCAGCCUCGCGCGUAAUACUGUUUGGAAGUGCAUACCAUGCUUUAGGUUCAACCCAAACCGAGGCCUAAUGCACCAAAUAAUGGGCCAACUUCCACCACAACGAACUGAACCCGCUGCUCCGUUCUAUAUAAGCGGCGUCGAUUACGGAGGUCCAAUCACCUUGGUACAACGUCGGGGACCGGGAUCACCAACGACGAAGGGAUAUAUUGCCAUGUUCGUCUGCUUCGUCACUCGUGCAGUCCACAUCGAGGCUGUUAGCAAGCUCUCUACUAAGGCGUUUUUAGCGGCGCUGAAAAGAUUCGUCGCUCGACGAGGUCAUUGUGGUCAUCUAUAUAGCGACAAUGGAAGCAACUUUGUGGGUGCAGCGAAGGAAAUGCAACAAUGGUAUCGUACUAUCCAGGCAGCUGACCACAACAACACCGUAGCUGAUAUGCUGAGCAAGGGAGGAACACAGUGGCAUUUCAUUCCACCUGGAUCUCCCCAUCUGGGUGGUCUAUGGGAGGCAGCUAUCAAAUCCGCUAAACAUCACCUCAACACUAUUACCAGAAAUGUUCGCCUUACUUUCGAAGAAUUUGGCACGCUGUUAACGGAAAUCGAAGGAAUUCUAAACUCCCGAGCAAUAUCGCCAGCUUCAAGUGACCCCAAUGACGUCCAACCUAACAGCACCGAAUCAGCAAGACGUCACUGCAAAUGCAGACGAUAG